GGAGUUUCUUUACAGUCAACCACACAAGGAGAUACCUGGAGCCCAACCGCUAUGGUCUGUGUCUUUCUACACUACAAGACUGAAGACGUUGAUGAAGAAAAACUUUUUGAUCUAGAUUGCAUAUGAAAAGAAAACUGUUGGACUCUCCAUUUUUUUCUUGCCGUUUGUGGUUCACUGAACAAAGUCGAGUCACCUGCGUUUUUGGAGAAAAAUGUCGUGGGAUUGCGGCCUGAGAUAUAUGUUCGCUGUGCCCCCUGCGCUGCAUCAGGGGAAUAAGUGCAGCUUCCUUGAAAAGGAGGACCUGUCCAGACUGGAGAUGGUCCAGAGGCUGGCAAAAGACGGCUGCCGGUUCUUGCAAAAUCACAGCAAGAGCCCAGAGAAGGCAAGUGAGCCUCAGAGUGACGAGGCAGUCCGCCUGUGUGUCAGGGAGAGCGGCCGCGAUGUGCUCAUUCUCCAGAGAGUGUCGUCAGAGCCGCCAGCCCUCACCGCACUGGCAAGGGGAGGAGGGAGAGAGGAGGCGAGGAACAGGAGGUACGUGGUGGUGUCAGGGACCCCCGAGAAGAUCCUGGAGCAUCUGCUGAAUGACAUGGCACUGGAUGACGACAGCGGGACCACACAGGGCAAAGAGUCAGAUAAACUCCUGGACGACUUUCUGCUCACCUACCCGGUUUUCAUGUCAACCAGUGAUUUAUGCCAAGCCCUGCUGGGACAGUAUUACACCAAACGGCGCAGAGGGAUGGAGGACCCAAAGGAGGCUCUGGAGAGAAAGCAGAAAGUCCUGCACCUGGUGUCACAGUGGAUGUCUCGCUGCAAAGACUUCCUGAGAGAAGACCAGCAUGUCAAAAUCUUCAUGAAGACUUUAUAUCGCCAUGUGCUGAGUGAUCUCUAUGAGCAUCCUGCCCUUGAGAAGGAGCUGGGCGAGCUGCAGAAACUCUACCAGCUGCAUCGCAGACAUACAGGGGAUGAAGAUUCUCCUCACAGAAAGAGCAAAGCGCUCUUCCACCAAUUGAGCUGGAAAGAGAACGUGCCGCAGACCAGGAGCUCGCAGAGGGAGACCAAGGAAGUGCUGUGUCACGUGUACGUCACCAUGGACUCGUUCCUCAGCAUGAGGGUGCACUCUGAGGUGGUGGUCCAGGAGCUCCUGCAGGCGGUGGCUGAGCGGAUGGGCGUUUCUCAGGGGGAAAUAAUAUUGGUUGCAAUCACAUAUACUGGAGGCAGACUCCUCCUGCAGCCCCAGGAAAGAGUCUUCUCGGCUUCUUUACGGUCGGUAGAGAGGCUGCAUGUCUGCAGGAAGGACCUUGGUGAAGUCCAGAACCCAUUUGUAGACAACUCAGAGAUUCAGCAGAGGACAGCUCGUGUUCUGAGUUUGAACACGUGGGAUGUGGCCGUUGCCCUCACAGAUGUUGACUGGACCAUUUUCGACUCCAUGCACGAGCAAGAGGUGAUCUAUUUCACCUUCAACCGCCAUGUUUGCAGUAGCCACACGAUGGCAUUAGAACUGCUGCUGCAGCGCUGCAAUGAGGUCCAGCUGUGGGUGAUGACUGAGGUGCUGCUGUGCCCAACGCUCUGCAAAAGGGUCCAGCUCAUCAAGAAGUUCAUCAAGAUCGCAGCUCAUUGUAAAGCACAAAGAAAUCUCAACUGUUUCUUUGCAAUAUUUAUGGGAUUGAAUGCUGCAGCUGUUAGCCGCCUCAGUCACACGUGGGAGAAAGUUCCUGGAAAAUUCAAAAAGCUGUUUUCAGAACUGGAAGCUAUCACUGAUCCCUCACUGAACCACAAGGCCUACAGGGACUCCUUGAAGAAGAUGAAGGUGCCAAAGAUCCCCUUCCUUCCUCUGCUUCUGAAAGAUAUCACUUUUAUUCAUGAAGGCAACAGGACCUUUCACAACAAUAUGGUCAACUUUGAAAAGCUGCACAUGAUAGCAGACGUGGUGCGACUCAUCCGGCAAUGUCAGAAGGAUCGCAUGGGAAAUGGAAUCACACAGAAGAGCAGCUCAGAGGUGCGAGCCUACAUUGAUUGCCUUCACGUCAUUGACAAUCAGCAGACUCUGUUCGAGCUGUCGCACAGGCUGGAGCCUCGGGCUUAAGGGGAACAGCUCCUCCUCCGCUUCCCACUCCUUUUGAUUUGCCAAGGAACCACUUAUCACUGUCUCCUUUUGAUAGCUCAGGACUCAGUCAGCAAUCACAGGCAAACUGCACAAUCCCAGCUGAACAUGGGAGGGAGACUUUCAAUCAUGAGACUGUCAGCAGACACAUAAACAAGCAGGAAGAAAAAAAGGCUGGUCUUUGGGUGUCUGUGAAAGACGUUUGCAUACAUGGGCAGCAGUGGGACUGAUCCAUGGCAGCUGAGAGCAGGCUCAGCCGAAACCAUCUUCCUGUAGAGCUGCAAAGCCAGCAUUUAAACUGCAGCAGCAGCAGAAGACCCGAGCUGUAGACGUUCAUCAGUGUGGUCCGCAUCAGUGCGCUGCUGCUGUUCAUGUAUAGUCCUGCAGAUGGCACAGGUUCUCAGCUGCACAGAUGGACUAAUCACUCCUCUGUGGGACACAUGAACUAAAAGCUGUUUGUCUGCAGGUAAAUUCAGCAACCAUGGUGUAAAAUAAUCAUAAAUCAAGUUUGAAGGUAGAAAAAUGUUCAGAUUUAAUACUAUUACCAGAGUCAUCCCCACAUCAUGAGGCAACUUGUAUAAAGAACACAAGUGAGUUCUGUUUUUAUAGGCACCAUUGGGUGAAGUCUCACAAAUCACAUGUCAGAGUUUAACUAAUUCCAUCUUAAUCAAGCAGAGACAGCAGGAAAACUGUGAGGCAGAACCAUGCAAAUGCACAGACGCAGCAUGCAUGGCAAUAUUUACCUAUUAAAUAAACAGACUGAACAUCUGUUUAUUUCAAUAAAAACAUAUUUUUUUGCAAUAAUCAUAAUUUAACAGGCCAAGUUUAUGGUUAAACAACAAAACGAACUUUAACUUUUUUUAUUUAAUUUUUGGUGCCUGGUUUUUGAUUUGCAUAAUUGAAAAUCUCAAAAGUACAAAUAAAAUAAAUUAAAUUUACAUUAAUUACAUUUAAUUAAUUUAAUUAAUUAAAAUUACAUUUUCAGCUUGAUAUCUUCCAUUAAAUCUGGACAGUUUGGAUUGAUCAACAAUCAAACGUUUACUUUCACCAGUCAGUAUUGUUCUUGAGUUAUUUAGAUUUUGGCUUUAGGUUUUCGUUUUUGCCACCAAAAUAAAAAAAUAAUAAGAAAAAGAGGAUUUUUAGGAGGAUCCAAGUUUCAUUGCUUCAGUUAAGGUGUCUGUAAGGAAAUAAAUCAUGGAGAACUCUUGCUACAGCCCCUUCCAUCUGGUUAAAAUAUAAGACAUCAACAGUAAAGCCUUCUGUUUGUGUGCAGUGAAAAUACAAUGUACAGAUUCUGUAUGUGUGUACUUUCUAUUGACAGGUUCAUUUAGAGCGAGUAGACACUGUGAAGUGCUGUAAGAUCAGUUCCGGUCCCUUUUGCUUGUACAUUUUAUAUUUUAAAAACCCCUUGUCAAAAGAAAGAUUAUUCCUCAGCAGUCUCUUAUUUUGAAAAACAGAGUACAGUUGAUUUUAUUUAUACUGUGUAUAUAUGUGUAUAGAUGUCUUAAAGUUCUGAAUAACAUUUAUUUCAGAAUUAUUGAUCUGUUCAUUCAACAACUUUAUUAUUUUUGUCUGCAAAAUGUGUCGAACCACAACUGUGCAAGAAAUAAAACUUUUUAUCAACAUGA
This is a messenger RNA of Oryzias melastigma (Indian medaka), 3729 nucleotides long. RefSeq names its product rap guanine nucleotide exchange factor 5. Gene Ontology annotation, cellular component: plasma membrane. Gene Ontology annotation, molecular function: guanyl-nucleotide exchange factor activity. The transcript has 18 exons. Lineage: Eukaryota; Metazoa; Chordata; Actinopteri; Beloniformes; Adrianichthyidae. Bases 212 to 2083 code for a protein of 623 amino acids. Gene Ontology annotation, biological process: Ras protein signal transduction; positive regulation of GTPase activity. The record is from RefSeq and is a predicted model, not a curated record.